This is a messenger RNA of Mercenaria mercenaria, 1938 nucleotides long. Its product is annotated as actin-2-like. The record is from RefSeq and is a predicted model, not a curated record. The coding region runs from base 95 to 1702 and encodes 535 amino acids. Lineage: Eukaryota; Metazoa; Mollusca; Bivalvia; Venerida; Veneridae. The transcript is spliced from 3 exons.
AGUCUGGCGACAUAGCAGCUUCAGUCUCUCAAAACGUCUUGGAGAAGGAAGGCAUUUAUUGACGGUACACAAAAGUAACUGCAAACUUACAAAGAUGUGUGACGAGGAAGUGGCCGCCUUAGUAAUUGAUAAUGGUUCUGGUAUGUGUAAAGCCGGAUUUGCAGGGGAUGAUGCUCCGAGGGCCGUUUUUCCAUCUAUUGUUGGCCGACCAAGACACCAGGGUGUCAUGGUUGGUAUGGGACAAAAAGACAGCUAUGUUGGUGAUGAAGCCCAGAGCAAGAGAGGUAUCCUAACCCUAAAAUACCCCAUUGAACACGGUAUUGUCACCAACUGGGAUGAUAUGGAGAAGAUCUGGCAUCAUACUUUCUACAAUGAACUUCGUGUUGCCCCCGAAGAACACCCAGUACUUCUUACAGAAGCCCCACUUAAUCCAAAGGCCAACCGAGAAAAGAUGACCCAGAUCAUGUUCGAGACCUUUAAUACUCCUGCCAUGUAUGUCGCUAUCCAGGCUGUUUUGUCUCUUUAUGCCUCUGGUCGUACCACUGGUAUUGUGAUGGACUCUGGUGAUGGUGUAUCACACACUGUGCCUAUCUAUGAAGGAUACGCCCUUCCCCAUGCCAUCUUGAGAUUGGAUUUGGCUGGUAGAGAUUUAACCGAUUAUUUGAUGAAGAUCCUUACUGAGCGUGGUUACUCCUUCACCACAACGGCCGAGAGAGAAAUUGUUAGAGACAUUAAAGAAAAAUUAUGCUAUGUAGCUUUGGACUUUGAGCAAGAAAUGCAGACUGCUGCUUCAUCAAGUUCAUUGGAGAAGAGCUACGAACUCCCAGACGGUCAGGUAAUCACCAUUGGUAAUGAGAGAUUUCGUUGUCCAGAGGCCAUGUUCCAGCCAUCUUUCCUUGGUAUGGAAUCUGCCGGUAUCCAUGAAACUACAUACAACAGUAUUAUGAAAUGUGAUGUUGAUAUCCCCAUGUAUGUCGCUAUCCAGGCUGUAUUGUCUCUAUAUGCCUCUGGUCGUACCACAGGUAUUGUGAUGGACUCUGGUGAUGGUGUAUCACACACUGUGCCUAUCUAUGAAGGAUACGCCCUUCCCCAUGCCAUCUUGAGAUUGGAUUUGGCUGGUAGAGAUUUAACCGAUUAUUUGAUGAAGAUCCUUACUGAGCGUGGUUACUCCUUCACCACAACGGCUGAGAGAGAAAUUGUUAGAGACAUUAAAGAAAAAUUAUGCUAUGUAGCUUUGGACUUUGAGCAAGAAAUGCAGACUGCUGCUUCAUCAAGUUCAUUGGAGAAGAGCUACGAACUCCCAGACGGUCAAGUAAUCACCAUUGGUAAUGAGAGAUUCCGUUGUCCAGAGGCCAUGUUCCAGCCAUCUUUCCUUGGUAUGGAAUCUGCCGGUAUCCAUGAAACUACAUACAACAGUAUUAUGAAAUGUGAUGUUGAUAUCCGUAAAGACUUGUAUGCUAACACAGUAUUAUCUGGUGGUUCAACUAUGUACCCAGGUAUUGCCGACAGAAUGCAGAAGGAAAUCACCGCACUUGCGCCAUCCACCAUGAAAAUAAAAAUUAUUGCUCCACCAGAGAGAAAAUACUCUGUAUGGAUCGGUGGUUCUAUCCUUGCUUCACUGUCCACCUUCCAACAGAUGUGGAUCAGCAAACAGGAAUAUGAUGAAUCUGGACCAUCCAUUGUACACAGGAAGUGCUUCUAAACUGGACAAUCGUGAUGUUAACUUUCCAUCAAGUCGCAUGUAUUUGUGUUCACUAUUUGUCCUCAUUCAAAUCGAAUUGAACUGCAUAGUAUGUAUUCAUUUGUGAUUCUUUAUAUUGUUAUACAUGAACAAUGAGUAUUUCUCAGUGGGUCGAAUCGUGAUCUGUAUUUUAUAGGUUAUUUUUCUAUUUAAAAAAAAAGAGAAAAUCCAUGUAAUAAAAAUUGUAAAACUAGCAA